Messenger RNA from Sardina pilchardus (European sardine), 3054 nucleotides. Its product is annotated as zinc finger protein 665-like. Gene Ontology annotation, biological process: regulation of DNA-templated transcription. Gene Ontology annotation, molecular function: DNA-binding transcription factor activity, RNA polymerase II-specific; RNA polymerase II cis-regulatory region sequence-specific DNA binding. Lineage: Eukaryota; Metazoa; Chordata; Actinopteri; Clupeiformes; Clupeidae. Gene Ontology annotation, cellular component: nucleus. The transcript is spliced from 4 exons. The coding region runs from base 194 to 2593 and encodes 799 amino acids. The record is from RefSeq and is a predicted model, not a curated record.
UUGGACACUAUUUGCUUUUGAUAAAUAAUCAGAUUAUUGGUCAAAUAGUUCCAGAGAGUUGCUUAUCAUAGUUCCGUAGCAAGAACUUGAUGUGUCAGCCUGCACGAUAGCAAUUCCUUCGAGUAGUACCCACUGUGUAGGCUACUACUGCUAACUGAUACAUUUGCCAAAGAGCUAUGGAGGAAACACAUAUAUGAAGACAGACAACAAGAAAUUGAACUGGAUUGGUUCGUUGGCAAACAUGAAUCUUGGACCAGAUUUGGAUUAUGUCUGUGAGAUGACUGAAGAUAAAACACACCAGGUUGACUGUAUAGAAGAUAUAAAAGAGGAGGACUACGGCCAUAUGAUUGCAUAUCAAGAUGAAGAUGAAAAGCCUUUUGCAGAGCUUGACUGUACAACUGGAACAGACUUUGCAAAGUCCAACACACUACCGACCACAGCGGAGAUUGAAGUGGAGAUUGAAGAGGAUGAGCACAAUGAUCUGCUGGAAAGUGUAUCAGAACACCCCCAUAUUACGCAUCAGAAGAUCCAUGGACUGAAUGAUGAACUCAACCUGCAUCAUAAAGGAAGUCUCUACCACUGCACAGUCUGCAGGAAGAGCUUCAUAGCCCUGAGAGAACUUGAGAAACACCUGCAGACACACACUGUUGAUAUGGCUGAAAAGCAGAGCACUGUUGACUUGAAUCUAAAGCAGAACACUGUUGACUUGAAUCUACAGAAGAACUCUGCCAAAAGGCCUCAUGAAUGUGCGGAGUGUGAAAAGUCGUUCACAACACGAACACAUCUUCAAAUCCAUAUGAGAACGCACACUGGAGAGAAGCCUUAUAAGUGUGCCCAGUGUGGAAAAGCGUUUGCCGUAAAUGCAACUCUUAAAAGCCACAUGCUAAUACACACUGGAGAGAAGCCUCAUCAAUGUACCCAGUGUGGAAAAGCAUUCAUAAAGUCCUCAGACCUUAAACGGCACACGCUUACCCACAAUAGACAGAAGCCCCAUAUCUGUGUCCAGUGCGGAAAAGGUUUUUCACAGAUUUCAGAUCUUAAAGGCCACAUGCUAAUUGUUCCUGAUUGUUCCAAAUCCAUUGUGACGUCAUAUAUUGCAGAGAAGCCUCAAGAAUAUUCCAACAAUCACAAUGUGACAACUGUGAAGAAAGAAGAAGUUGAGCAAGAGCAUGAUUAUCGGCUGGAAAGUACACCAGAAGACCAAACUUUAACACAACUGGAGAUCCAUGGACGGAAUGAUGAACUCGACCUGCAACAUAAUGGAAGUCUCUACCACUGCCCAGUCUGCAGGGAGAGUUUCACCACAAUGGGUGAAAUCGAGACACACCAGCUAACACACACUGUUGACUUGAAUCUAAAGAAGAACGCUGUCAAAAGGCCUCAUGAAUGUCCAGAAUGUGACAAAACAUUUACGUCUCAAACAUGUCUUGAUGAACAUAUGAGAAUGCACACUGUAGAGAAGCCUCAUAAAUGUGCCCAGUGUGGAAAAGGUUUUUCACAAAUUUCACAUCUUAAAAGCCACAUGUUAAUACACACUGGAGAGAAGCCUCAUAAAUGUGCCCAGUGUGGAAAAGGUUUUUCACAAAUUUCACAUCUUAAAAGCCACAUGCUAAUACACACUGGAGAGAAGCCUCAUAAAUGUGUCCAGUGUGGAAAAGGUUUUUCACAAAGGACAAGUCUUAAAAACCACAUGCUAAUUCACACUGGUGCAACGCCUCAUCAAUGUACCCAGUGUAAAAAAGCUUUUAAAAGGUCCUCAGAUCUUAAGCGCCACAUGCUUUCACACACUAGAGAAAAGCAGAAGCAAAAUACUAACAAACACACUCAUUCGUGCAUCCAAUGCGGAAAAAGCUUUUUAUACAUGUCUUAUCUUAAAAUCCACAGUCUAAUUCAUACGGGAGAGAAGCCCCAUAUCUGUGCCCAGUGCGGAAAAUGUUUUUCACAAACCUCACAUCUUAGACCCCACAUGCUAAUACACACUGGAGAGAAGCCUCAUAAAUGUGUCCAGUGUGGAAAAGCAUUUAAAACAUCCUCAGAGCUUAGACGACACAUGAUAAAACACAGAGAGUCGCCUCCUGAAUCUGCUCAGUGCCGAAAUGCGUCUACUCAAUUCUCCAGAGUUAAAAAGCUCAGGAUAGUGGAUACGGGCGAGAAGUCUUACCUGUGUGCUCAGUGCGGAAAAGGUUUUCAAGGGUCCACAGAUUUUAAACGCCACAUGCAAACUCACACUGGAGAGAAGCCGCAUCAAUGUGCAGAGUGCGGAAAAUGUUUUUCACGAAUUUCAAAUCUUAGAAUCCACGUGCUAACACACACCGGAGAGAAGCCUCAUGUAUGUGUCCAGUGUGGAGAAUCAUUUAAAACACCCCCAGAUCUUAAAUGGCACAUGCUUACUCACGCUGGAGAGCAGCCAAACAGAUGUGACCAGUGUGGACAAGCCUUUAGGCGGCCGUCAGAUCUUAAGCGCCACAUGUUGAGAAGCCUCUCAACUGUAUGCAGUGCAGAAAAGGUUUUUCACAAAUCUCAACUCUUCUCAUCUGCUAAGACACACCGAAGAAAAGCCUCACAACUGUGUCCAGUGCGGAAAAGCCUUUAGACGGCCUUCGGAGGUCAAAAAACACAUUGCUGACGCACGCUAGACAAAAGCGCAAACUGAACACUAACAAAGGCAUUUAAGUAUGUGUCCAGUGCAGAAAACCUUUUUUAAAAAUGUCAUAUCUUAAAACCCACCCAUACGGAAAAGAUAUAGAAAAAACUUAUAUGCCAGCAAUGUGUUUUAUAUACAAAACUUGUAUGAUUUACUCUUGAAAGUGGCCCCUUUCUCGUUUUCCUCAUACAACGUCAUAUAUAGUCCUUACAGGUUACAAUGUUUUAUAUGUUUCAGGUUACACAGAUUCAGCAAGAAUCUUAUAAUGGUUUCACUGGCAUAUACAAAUCUAUCAGGUUUUUAUAUGACAGUGAAACCAUUACGUAUAAGAGACUUUCAUGAGUUUCAAAUCUUUGUCACCACGUGCUUGUGCACAGUCAGUAUGUUUAGCCUACAAGCGGGGUCAUCCC